Molecule: messenger RNA, 813 nt
Organism: Cuscuta epithymum
Lineage: Eukaryota; Viridiplantae; Streptophyta; Magnoliopsida; Solanales; Convolvulaceae
Source: the annotation of a GenBank genome assembly
CAAAAGAGAAAAUAUGGACUGAUAUACAAAUACGGUCAUAGUUAUAUAAAAUACACUGCCUAUCCAUCUGAAUGGUCGAAUAUUGAACACACAUUGAUAGGACAAGCUCGUACGUAUCUUCCAUCUAUGAAUUCAAACGAAAAGAGAAAAUUAAAAAAACAAUUAAAGAAUUGAGAUAGGGGUUAUGUAUAAAAGGUCCUUAAAAGCUUUCACUGGGUUUGGCAAGGUAAAGUGAUGAGUAUUUUUCCUGCUAUGCAGGAUGCCAAGAGAUGUGUCGAGGCCUGGACUUAUGCGCAGCAGCAGGGGAAGCUGGCAGUAGGAUCACAGGUAGGAACUCAAGUUUGGAAACCUCCAAAGCUUGGCUAGUGCAAGCUAAAUACUGAUGCAGCAAAAGGGAACCUUGACAGUGGUCUGGGAUGGGUUAUUCGGAAUGAGACCGAUGACUUUGUGGUGGGAGGAGCUAAGCGUGGGUGGGGUUGCAGCUCUCCAUUGGAAGCUGAAUAUUCAGGAAGCACUUAGUUGGAUAAAAAAUCAAGGGUGGGAUUUUGUGGAGGUUGAAACAGAUGCAUUAGUAGCUAUCCAUAAAAUUCGAGUUGGUUUGAGUCGGUCUGCGGUGGGCAUUUUAGCCGAGGAUAUUCGUGAUAUUAGUAAAAGAUUUUCUAAUAUUGAUUUCUCUUUUGUUAGACGAUCAUCGAAUAGAGUUGCUUACGAGUUGGCUAGAGUAGCUUGUUCUAUGUAUGACUGUCAAAAAUUUGGUUGUGUAAUCCUCCUUCGUGUAUGACACUAUUUAUGUCAAAUAUUCUAAACCUACCG